Messenger RNA from Chelmon rostratus (copperband butterflyfish), 1484 nucleotides. It is a transcript of the gene echdc1, whose product is annotated as enoyl CoA hydratase domain containing 1. The record is from RefSeq and is a predicted model, not a curated record. NCBI's taxonomy places the organism in Eukaryota, Metazoa, Chordata, Actinopteri, Chaetodontiformes, Chaetodontidae. Gene Ontology annotation, biological process: fatty acid beta-oxidation. Gene Ontology annotation, molecular function: enoyl-CoA hydratase activity. Gene Ontology annotation, cellular component: cytosol. The transcript has 7 exons. Bases 94 to 1026 code for a protein of 310 amino acids.
UGCAUGCGUACUUAGAAGUUAGAGAGGGACACCUGAACCUUGUGUGACAUUCAGUUUCCAAAGAAGAUUCAAUGGUCUACUGCAAAACAGCAGAUGGUGCUGAGUGCAGUGAGGCGACACCUCCCGAGGAGCAGCAGCUGUGGAGCCUGGGCCUGGCUGCUGCAGAGGCAGAGCAGGGGCUGUGUGUACUCCAGCAUCCAUGGCUUCAGCCAGGAGGAGAUCAGAGACAAGCUGCAGGCCUUUCCUGGAGGCUCCAUCGAUCUGCACAAACAGGAGUCUGGCGUCGCUGUGCUGACCAUCAACAACCCCUCCCGCAUGAACGCCUUCUCCGGCAGCAUGAUGGUGGAUCUGGAGGAGAGGGUGAGCCAGCUGGAGAGCUGGACAGACGGUAAAGGCCUCAUUGUUCAGGGUGCUGCUGGAACUUUCUGCUCUGGCUCAGACCUCAACGCUGUCAGGGCGAUAUCUAACCCACAGGAUGGGAUGAAGAUGUGUAUGUUCAUGCAGAAUGCACUCACAAGACUUCUCAGGCUGCCUCUGAUCUCUGUUGCUCUGGUGGAGGGGAGAGCGCUGGGAGGUGGUGCAGAACUCACCACUGCCUGCGAUUUCAGGUUAAUGGCCUCUGGCAGUGUGAUCCAGUUUGUCCACAAACACAUGGGCCUGGUCCCAGGCUGGGGCGGCGCCGCACGACUCGUCCGCACUGUCGGAAGCCAGAAUGCCCUGAAGCUGCUUGGUGGUGCUCUGAAAGUGGACCCUGAACUUGGUCUGCAGAUUGGACUGGCAGACGGGGUCCUGGAGGUCCCCCAGGCAGAGGAGGGUGCAGGGACUCUGCUGCAGCAGGCUGAAAACUGGCUCAGUUGCUAUACAAAAGGACCCGCCCCAGUGAUCCAGGCCGUGAAGAAGGUCGUGCUGUCGGGCAGAGAGCUCCCCCUGUCCGAGGCCCUCAGGACUGAGAAGGAUGUUUUUGGGAUGGUGUGGGGCGGUCCAGCUAACCUGCAGGCUCUGGCCAGCAAGUCCAAACACAAAUGAGUGUCUUUGUUCACUUUCCUAAGGACUUUUGAAAUCAGCCAAGAUGUUCAACUGGGUUGAUUUGGAAAGACCUGUCCUGACAUCAAUAAACGGAUUUAGUUCUUUCGUGUGCUGAAGAUAUUUGUAAGUAUUUUUCAUGUAACGGCUAAACGUCAUGUCUGAAAUGUGGGCUCUUCGUUUGUUUGGACUACAAACUUUAUAAUUUCAAUAAAUCAACUGCCUCGUUUCCUCCAGCACACUGAUAAUGAGAGAUUGCUCAUUGUCACACACUUUAAUGGCUGUGCCCUCUAUGUAACAUUAUGCCCACUUAUCACAAGAGUAGGAGCUGAGAUACAAACAUAUACACAGUGAAGCUGAUAACGUGCUUUCUUUGGUCAUAUGCUGCUAACAUAAAUGAACCACCAUAAAUAAAAACUCCCCUGCUCCUUCAGGGUUUUAUCUCAGUAACUGCAGCCUCU